GCCCGCCAACGGACGAGCGAGCAGCCACGGGACGGGAGCACGAUCGAGAAAUCCACGCGAUAUUCCCGAAUACGUAAGAUUUAAUGCGGGACGUAUCAAAGAUCAAACGGGAGUUGCAUUUUCUCUACUCAGUCUCAGUCGGAGCAUCGUUCGAUAAUUAACAUAGAUACGGUUCAUUGUCGUCCGUUAUCAGAUCGUAUUCUUUAAAUCGAGAUCGGUUUUAGCCGUGCGUGUCUCUAUUGCGAAUCCUCUGCGACCAAUCCUCCGAGAGGAUUCUUCGUGUUGCGUGGUGAGCGGAGUCUGCGAGAAGGGAAAGGGUUACGGAGAGAGAUCAAAGGAUAGAGAAAAAGGUUGGGUCGAGUGAGAGAGGGUGCGAGAUCGUAAGAGGAAAGGUGGGGAGAUCGUGAGAGUCGCGUGGUGAGAACACGUUCCACGGGAUCUUGUUUUGGGAGCGAGAUCGGUGAUAUUUUAAUAGGCGAUUUUCCAUAGGUGGAUCACUCGUACUCGUGUUUCCCAUUGUUUUUACGUCAAGGGGAUUAAAGUGCAUUGUGUCUUACAUAAGUGAUUUUCAUUAUUCUCGGAUUAUUCGAUCGGAGUAUUGCACUGUCGAAUGACAUAGUCGAAUUUCUCUGGGGAUAAACAGUGACUAGUGCUGAGAGUGAUUUAAUAGUAUCAGUGUGCAAACAGUUGGUCGGUGAUAUUAUCUACAAGGUGAAAUCGCUUUUCUCAUUGAGGAAGGCGUCUGGAUAUCUUGAAGGUGCCUGGUGCGAUAUGAGAAAAUUGACAGAAUAAUAACAAGAAAGUUUGAUAACGAAGUUAAAUCUCUGAAUGAAAUCAAAUAAGAUACAAUUAAUUUGAUAAUGAAUUAGGCUCUCCUAAUCGAUACUCGAGAACAGAUUAUCUCCAAUCCCACUUAUUACCAAGCGAAAUCAACACAACUCGAUCUAUGAAUUAAGCCUGAGAAAAAUUAAUAUAGUACCAUUGUCUACUGUCGCGUCAGUUCAGAAUCGUCAAACAAUAACAAACACGCUUGACAUUUGAAAACGUCAAAGCGCAAAAAGGGGCAGUACAGGUACAGCUCGUUUCGAAUUCGACGUGCCAUCGCGUGCUCCUUGAGGAAUCUCGACAAUCUACCAAUCAGUAGUGUCAUGACAGCAGUCGGAUGCAAUAAAAUUUGAAUUAAAGAAAUUGUAUUGAUAAACAUAGCAAAAGGAUCUUUAUCGUCUCACGGAAUUCUCACGGUUUGUCUGAAUCCUGAAUAUUUCAAUUCGUUCUAACGCCACGAGGCUAAACUUCAGUGUCUGCUCAUCUUCUCAGGAUAAUCUUAGACACGAAAACCCGGAAAAGGAAGUCAAGAACGUGCAGGAGCUCUGGCACAGAGUCAUUCCAAGUGACGUGUGUUUAGCCUAAACUCAAUUUGUCUCGUUGAACGCAUCGACACUCAAGAUAUAAUACGUAGUAUAAGAUUCGCAAGUGUGUUAAUACGAAUAUACCUGUACACAGUAUAUAAUAUAGCAUUCGAAAAGUUAACGUGCAUCGACCCUACAAUAAUAUAAGCAUAUAUAAAAACCGCCAGUGGAUUACCUAAAGAGUGAAUUUUAUCGUAAAUUCAAAGAAAUCAAGGCAACAGAAGAAUCAGUACAGUAGUAACGUGUACGUCCAAUUAGUCGAGGAGUUAGUGAGUGUGAUUAACUUGUACGUUAAAUAGUACAUUUGAUAAUAGAGUUUGCUCGAGCCGGUAUUACUGGGGAGACGCGUGCGUACGUGAGCUUCGAGUAUUUAUUAGAAUUGAACGCACAAUUUUCUCGCGUGAAGUUUGGGAAUUACCUAAGAUUUUUUUUUUCUAUAUAUAAGCAAUCUCGUAUAGACCAAAAACGAGAGAAAGAUAGUCCUUACGGAUAGCUGAGAGAAUCCGCUGCGAAUUGAUACGGCAUCCUUGAUCGAUUAUCAACGGGAAUACACGUAGCUUCAUUAUUUCUUUUUCCUCGCGAUACUCAGUUUGUCACGGUCAUUAUCCUGAUCUGGACGUUACCGAGAAUCGUAGCUCGUUAACUCAACAGAAUAGAUAACUAUUAACCGAACCGAAGAUUAUUAUUCUAUUGUAUUCUCAAAAGUACGCAGCUCGAACAGAACCGGCAGAGCUACCAGUUAUAUUUAUUAAGCAUACUAUAAAUCAAUAAUUAAAAGCUUCGUAAAGGAGUAGUGGUUUAGUGUUCAAGUGACGAAAGUGCGGAUAAACCUUUACCGGUUACUUACGAAAAGUGGCCGAGGGUGAUAUUCGUCUUCUGGCCAGCGGUUCGCAAACGGCCUCAAGAUUCAGCUGGACAUCAUGCCCUGGUUCAUUCUGUUUCUACUUCUGCUGGCUGUGAUGGAGGCCUUCCCUCGGGAGGCAACCUGUUCUCGUCUACCGGACAUCUACUGGAACUCCACCAAUCCAAUAUUCCGGAUAGACAACACAGACCAUAUAAUAGAUGUGAACAAGAACAACGCAGCCUUCGAGUAUGACCAGGUCAACAUAAUUUGUCCUGUGUACACGCCGGGCACCUACGAUGACGAGGCUGAGAAGUACAUCAUUUACAACGUAUCGAAAGAGGAGUACGAGACGUGUCGGAUAACGAACCCGACUCCGCGGGUAAUAGCGGUCUGCGACAAGCCGAACAAGACAAUGUACUUCACAAUAACGUUCAGGCCGUUCACACCGCAACCGGGGGGUCUGGAAUUCCUCCCAGGACACGAUUACUUCUUCAUCAGUACAUCCUCCAAGGACGACCUCCACAGGCGCAUCGGUGGACGCUGCACGUCCCACAACAUGAAGGUCGUCUUCAAAGUUUGCUGCGGCAACGAGGCCGACUCGUCGUCCUCGUCGGCGACGUCGCGCAACAACUCCGUGGCAGUGACUAGCAGCACCGUACCGAGCAGCAGCUCGACCAGCACGGCAGUUUUGGGUGGUGGAGCUGGACUUCCACCACCGCCGCCACCGAGCGUAUACAAGGGUGGAGAUCGAUUCUACCCAGGAGGCAGUAUCCAUCAUCAUCACGAUCAUCAUCAACCGGCGACCGCGUCGCCCACUCUGCCCCAUGUGCCUCCGCCAGCGUUCUAUCCACCUCAUCCUCAUCAGCCCCAGCCUCCGGUUCACAAUGGAUCCCCGUCGUCCUCGCCGCCCAAGACUUCGAUCACCCAGAAGAAGAAGAACAAGGAGUACUCGGACCACCCGAACGAAGUGGUAAAGAACGAGGAGCUGACGUACAACGGAGCGACGGCGUCGCGACGCCGGUCGUUUGCCGAGCAGGCCUUCCUCUUGACGGGGACGCUCCUCGUCGGCGUAAUCCUGCCGCAGUUGGUCCGGUGAAGCGACUACCAAUCAACACCCGGCGUCAACCCCCUUCUUCUGUGAUUAUCCUACGUUUAAUUAAUUUACGAGGACGUCGAUCGGGGACGAUCGACGAGGCUCGGUCGGCGACAUGAGAAUCGUCGUGCCGCGCACAGCCGCGCGUUGCGAGGAGUUAUCGCGCAAAUGAAAAUAAAAUUAAAGAAACAAUCGCGCCACGCGGAACGGCGACACGGCACGAGCAAAAGCCAUAUUACUAUUAAAUACUACUACUAGACAUUACGUAUAGUAAUACCCAUUAUUAUCACUACUAUAUGGUAGUUGUAUUGGUUGUCCUUCUUAUCAUUACGGUAAUGCUAGGUAUUUAUUCGAAAAAUACGUCGAGGGCAGCGUGCUAACUAUACUCGAGCGAUUCGCGCCGCGGCGAACUCGCCCGGAUCGAAUUAGAGAGAAAAGUGCCCGGGCGCGAUUAUCCUCGUUGUCCCGCGCGAUCGCGUCUCCCAGGAACAAGAAAAAAAAAGACCCGAGGACACGGUCGACGCGAAAUUCCGGAGUCUCGUAUUCACGUCGACGUCGUUGCCGAUACCCAGAGAGUCCCGGAUGCUCCUCGUGAGAACGUCGUCCUAUGCCGUUACUUAGUCUCGCGAUGCAACGGAAUCACCUCGGAUCGGUACUCCGCGUCCGUUGCGUGACCGAAUCCGAUAUUUCGAUAAGAUUACCCGAAUGAUAGAUGCGAAAUCAAACGCCUGAUAGACGGCAGACUUAAUGCUUGUAAAUACGAGGGAGUUGUAUGAAAAAAGAAAACCUCAUGACGCAAUCUCAAACCAUUGAACUCCGUUUACAUUGACGUUCGUCGGCAUAGGAUCUACUCGCGAUCGGCGCCGGGACUCUCGCCGACUGCCGUCGCGACGACUCGAAGACGCUUCUCCGGAGGGUUCGUUAUAGCGUGACGUAGAAAAUCGCGACGCGAUGAUUAGCACGCGUGUAAAUAAAUUCCUAAUGAAUAUGUACAAGUGGCUCUUUAGCCUGUCGGAGAGCUGUGUGCAGUUGUGUGUUGGAGGUUAUGGAAGUCCUUGCGUGUUUCCAUGAAGCGACUGAGUGCACCUGGUAUGCGAGCGAGGAAGCGUAUGGGAACUGAAUAUAAGUGAAACGUGUGAGUGUAUAAGAGAGAAGCGAGUGAAUGGGAUCUAGUGCGAUUCCGUGAGAGAUUGAUUUAAUGAAAAUGACGCAGGACGAUUCGCAAAAAUAUGAAAAAAAAAAAAAAGUAACCCUGUCGCAAGAGUCGAACGUGCUUUUUUUUCAUAUUCGCGACGCUCUGAGCAUAGCGAAGCGACGACAAAUUGUUUUUCCUUCGGGCGACCGCGUCGCGAAUACACAUCCGACGGCGUCGACGAAGAUGAAGGGGGGACAAAAAAAAUUAUUGGAGAAACUGCACGGAGUCCGAUCGAAAGUUCUAAUGAGAUUUAAAAGAUAAAUUAUGGAGUUGACUUAAGAAAUAAAAAGAAAAGGACUAGUUUCUCCGUCGUGAGUGAAUUUAACACAGUUUACACUACGCGACGACGUACGACGUGAGGACAAUUUGUAUCAUAGCUGUACCAUAUUAAACUCCAUUCUAUAGAUCUGUAUUAUAUUUAUUAUCUAUUAUUAUUACAGUACGCUACGGAUAUUCACUCGAUAUUCUAUAUUAGUAAAAUAUCAAAUUUAAUAGAAAAUAAAUUGCGACACGGAGGACGAGUUUCUCUGAUUCUCCUGGAUUCUAAUUUUUUUUUUUUUUUUUUCUUUCGUGUUCACGCGUAUCCGCUCGGGCAGACCAUAGGUGCCACAUACGUUUGCCCUGGCUAGUUCGUACAAUUGGCGAAUUGCGACGUGUACGGUGUAUUUAUUCCUUUUUUUUUUUUCUUUAAAUCUCUAUUCUUUAUUUUAUUAUUAUAUCUUUCAACUACGUCUGACUGUAACGACUGAUGACCUAUUAGUUCAUUAAAUACUCUCUCUCUUAUUUUUUUUUUUUUUAAUAAUAUCUUAUUUAUUACAACCGAUACCCGCGUGCUCCAAUCGCGCAUCGCGCAAACGCACUGAUACGCGCACCGUAUAUGUAGACUCCAAUAAUAGACCACAAUACAGUACUUACGUAUGACGUCAUGACAAUGACGCCCAACGAACGAGCGAACGAAUUAUUGGUCGGUCACAGGAGAAAGAAAGAGAAAGAAAGGAGGCAAAAAAAAAAAUAAGAAACCGCGCGAGACUAGAGAAACGAAAUUGUAAAUACGAAUUAAAUAUCCUCCCAAAAAAAUCCUUCCACAAUCAGUCCCAAAAUCCCUUAAUGAAUUUCAACCCCCUACGAACCUUAGAUCAAAUACACACACGCCCACUCACCUCCCACCAUACAUACACACGAAAGCUGCUUAAUCAAUCGACUCGUUUUCGUCAUCAUUAUGGUUAUCCUACCUGCGUCACAAUGCGAAUGAUUGACUGCGAUCAAUUAACGAAGAAAAAAAAAAUGAAAAAAAAAAAUGAAAAAAUACAACAUGCGUGUAUAAUGUUAUCCAUUACAGUAUUGUAAGCCUAAGUAUUAAAGCGCCUCCUGUCCGCGUCUGUUUGUCUGUCCUGUUCGCGUGUCUCUUAUACCGUUUAAUUUAUCAUUAUCAAGCAGUACGGCACCCAUGUAAAUUAAUCAAUUUAAUCAGCGAUAAAGAAUUACCGACUGUAUGGUUUUCUAUGGUAAACACUGUUAUUACCGUUACGCUUAUGUAUGGUGGACGGAUUUUCUAGCAUCUCGAUUACGGCUGGACGCAGGCGUAACAAAUACGUAAGAGCCUCGAGAUACGAGUAGGGAUAAUCGAAAUCAAUCAGUUCUUAUAUAUAGUUCGUUAAUUGAUAAAUUAUCGACACGUGUACCGUUACCAUUCAGUUACACGUAUAUUUAUAUCUAUACGCGCCUGUAAAUCAGCUCGUAUCGAAAGGCUCGCAAAUUUGUUUUAUACGGGUCCACGAUUCGCGCCCAAACAGAUUACGCGUAAUCAGCGCAUUACACUCGUCACGUGUUUCAAUUAUAGGUUCAUGGAAUCGACGCGAUGAUGCGAAAUCGUAGACGAUUUAAUUUAUCCGUAAUCACGACUGACUCUGAACGAUGAAUUUUUGUAAAGUCCAUAAAAGGAUCCCGUUCGAUUAUGUUAAAGCAAUAGCAAUGCAGCAAUGGUACAUAGAUCCACGUGAAUGGUAACCAUUCAUUACGGACGAUAGGUAGAUACAGUAUAAAAAUAAUUUAGACUCGAGCUAUCGAUAGAAAAUAGACAAGGUCACUUCACUGCAUUUUAUUUUUUUUUCUUUCGUUUCCUAUUAUUUCAUGUCCAAACAAAAAAAAAAAAAA
Messenger RNA from Cephus cinctus (wheat stem sawfly), 6695 nucleotides. RefSeq names its product ephrin-B1 (gene Ephrin). NCBI's taxonomy places the organism in Eukaryota, Metazoa, Arthropoda, Insecta, Hymenoptera, Cephidae. Gene Ontology annotation, biological process: axon guidance; ephrin receptor signaling pathway. The record is from RefSeq and is a predicted model, not a curated record. The transcript is spliced from 6 exons. Gene Ontology annotation, molecular function: ephrin receptor binding. Gene Ontology annotation, cellular component: plasma membrane. Bases 2330 to 3349 code for a protein of 339 amino acids.